AUGGCUCUGCACGCGCUCAAGCCCUCGCUCGAAGAGGUGCAAGCCGCCCUCCUCGCCCCCAACCCAUCGGGCAACAUCAUCCCGGUCUACACCUCCCUUCCCUCCGACCUGCUCACUCCCGUCACUGCGUACCUCAAGCUCUCUUCCGGCGCAGACAUCACCCGUCGCUCGUUCCUCUUCGAAUCCGUCACGGGCGGCGAAAAGAUCGGUCGGUACAGCUUUAUCGGUUCGGAUCCGCUCAAGAUCAUUCGUACGGGUCCUGGGCUUGACGCUACCGGGGAUCCGUUGGUGGUCAUCGAGCGCGAACUGGCUCCGUACAAGUACAUCCCGAUUCAGGGGCUGCCGACGUUCACGGGCGGUGCGAUCGGGUAUAUCAGCUACGACUGCGUGCAGUAUUUCGAGCCGAGGACGAGGCGCGAGCUGAAGGACACGUUGGGGAUUCCGGAGAGCGUCUUCAUGGUGGCGGACUCGUUGAUUGUGUUCGAUCACGUUUUCUCCACAGUUCGAUGUGUUAGUCAUGUUCAUCUGCCGGAGGCGCUUGCUGGGAAGGCGACCGAGGGGGAUGUGGAGAAGCUGUACAACGCAGCAAAGGUCAAAGUGGAUGGGUUGAUCGCGACGCUCACUUCGCCUAUCACGCCGAUGCCCGUCCAACCGCCCAUCCUCACCGGCCAAGAAUCCGUCUCCAACGUCGGCAAGGCUGGCUACGAAGGCUUCGUCACCUCCCUCCGAGCCAACAUUGUUAAGGGGGACAUCAUCCAAGCUGUGCCCUCGCAACGUUUGACGCGACGCACCACGCUUCAUCCGUUCAACUGCUACCGUCACCUACGACAGGUGAACCCCAGCCCGUACAUGUUUUACGUCGACUGUGGGGAUGCGCAGUUGGUGGGGGCGAGUCCGGAGACGCUGUGCAAGAUCGAGGCGGGUAAAGUGGCGGUUCAUGCGAUCGCGGGGACUGUCAAACGCGGAAAAGAUGAUGAGGAGGAUCGACUCCUCGCGUCCCAACUGGCGGGGUCAGUGAAGGAUCAGGCGGAGCAUGUGAUGUUGGUGGAUCUGGCGAGGAACGACAUCAACCGCGUCUGCGAUCCAGCCACCACGCAGGUCGAAACGUUUAUGAACGUGGAAAAGUUCAGCCAUGUGAUGCACCUCACCAGUCGCAUCACGGGUCAACUACGAGGGGGCAAGUCGAGAUUCGAUGCCCUGCGCUCCAUCUUCCCAGCAGGGACGGUGAGCGGUGCACCCAAGAUCCGCGCGAUCGAACUGGUGAGUGAGCUCGAGGGCGAGAAGCGAGGUGUCUAUGCCGGGGCGGUGGGAAGGAUCGAUUUCGCAGAGAACGAGAUGGACGUCUGCAUCGCCAUCCGAACCAUGACGUUCAAGGAUGGGUAUGCGUAUCUCCAGGCGGGCGGCGGCAUCGUGUACGACAGUGUCGAGGAGGACGAGUACGUCGAGACGAUCAACAAGCUUGCGUCUAACGUCAGGUGCAUUGCUCAGGCCGAGGAGUACUAUCUCGCGCAGGAGAAGUGA
This is a messenger RNA of Kalmanozyma brasiliensis GHG001, 1521 nucleotides long. Its product is annotated as Anthranilate synthase component I, N-terminal. The coding region runs from base 1 to 1521 and encodes 506 amino acids. The record is from RefSeq and is a predicted model, not a curated record. Gene Ontology annotation, biological process: L-tryptophan biosynthetic process. Lineage: Eukaryota; Fungi; Basidiomycota; Ustilaginomycetes; Ustilaginales. The transcript is spliced from 2 exons.